Cherax quadricarinatus is the source of this 4171-nucleotide messenger RNA. Its product is annotated as hepatoma-derived growth factor-related protein 2. NCBI's taxonomy places the organism in Eukaryota, Metazoa, Arthropoda, Malacostraca, Decapoda, Parastacidae. The record is from RefSeq and is a predicted model, not a curated record.
GGAAGAAAGUUGGCAGAAAAAGGAAGAGGCAGGACUCGGACGGAACCACCGAGACUCCAGCAAAGAAAGUUGCUCCAGGGGAUGGAAAGAAAACACCCAAGGACACACCAAGGCAGACUCGCCUACUACAAAAAGACACUCCAAAGGACACUCCAAAACAGCAGGCAUUGGACACAGAGCCACAAAUUAGUCGGAGCGGACGACUGAUUAAACCCAAAAAGUUUAUAGAUGAGGGGCAAGAUGCCUCUCGACCACCUUCUGCUGCUGCAGGAACGCCUGCAGAAGGAACCACUGAUGCACUGGCAACAUCUAUAUCAGAAGUAACAACAACUACAUCAACAACAGGAGUCAAUAAUGCUACAAAGAGCCCACCCUAUUCACCACCUAUCACCACUCCGAAAAAGAGACUUUCCAUCAUAAGCUCGGAUGAAUCAUCAGUGAUACGUGAAGAACCAGUUUCUACCCCUACUGGUCCCCCACCAAAGAAGAGAGGUCGCCCUCCAAAGAACAGAGAUGUAGAUGCUUCACCAAAGGUCACCCCAAAUGCAACUCCCAAGUCCAAAUCUACACAAGAUGUUACCUCAAAAUUUUCCUCACCUGCUAACAAAGCUCUAGGAGAUAACUUAAAACAGUCACCUGCUAAAGAAAAGGCAAAAAAUCAGGUGAAGCAGAAUGAGAUCGAGCUUCCUAAAGAGAGUGAUCUUGCUAGCAAACAGACGUUUCUGAAGUUAAAAACAGAUUUGGAAUCGGGCACACUAAAUGCUGAGGAACUUAAGGAACUCACUAAAGCAAAUGAGAAGGAUGAGACACACACAGCCAUUAUAGAAGAAAAUAAAAAGUACACUGAGACAUGCAAGGCCAAGACCCUAGACAUGGAGGCUCAACUGCUGGAUUUAGACCAGAAGAUACGUGAGGCUCUCUCUGUCACCAAUCCUCGUAAAGAUGAUGCCAAACUUUAUCUAGAGAGAAUGUCCAAGUUAGUCAUCUCGGGUUUGAUGCUGAAAAAAAAUCCUCAUGUUGUUGAUGCCAUAAGAAAAUGUCGUAGAUACAAGUAUGAUGACGAGGUUCGGCUGAAAGCAGACAUGGUAUACAACAGGUUUAAGUUGCUGUUUGUGGUUCCUGAAAGUCAAGAAUGGGACACAAUGUUUGCUGAGAAAGUGGCCGAAUUUGAUGAAGCUUGUCAUAAGUCUGGCAUCACAGAGGAGAGUAAGAUCUCAUUGGUUCGUGACCCAACCCAUCAUAUUGAAGGUUCUCAAGAGGAGGCCGGAAAAAGAGGGAAGGAAAACACAAGUCCAUUAACAAAAAGCUGAGCCAGAAAGGAAUGCCAAGUGUUUCUAAAAGAUCGGCGAGUAUGAGCCCUAGUUAGUACUUAAUCACGGCUUCAACUGUACGACGAGAUUGGUAUCUUUGGAUCUAAGAUAUUGUGUGUUCGAUUAAGGUGUAUUUUUGAAGCUUAGAUGAUAACUUGGAAAUGGCUCAAGAUGUUAAGACAAAAAAAUUGGUAGCACUGAAACAUGGACAUAACAUCAACUUCAAGUUAUGUGACCGGAUCGGUAAGUUUAAGCCUACGGUGUUAUGACAACCAGUUUGGCUUAGAGCUUAACCUGAUCAGAAAGUGUGAGUCUUAGACAUAAGGUUAUUAUACAUAAAUUCAUAAGGUAUCAUCUUUAAAUAUAAGCCUAAUCUGGUUCUUUGUAUACAUAAGUGUGUGACAAGGCUAGUAUAGCAGGCUCUAGAUGAUGGUUUACAAGAACAACUGCCCAUGUAACUCCUACCACAAUGUCUGAAGUAGUUUACAUGAUAUGAAAUGCAAAUAAGUAUUUUAAAAUGAUUUAGCAAGCAAAAAAAUUAUUAAAGAUAAGCAGUGUGCCCAGUAUGUAUAUAGUAAAUAUAUUUUCUGUAUGUGUAAGGUCAUGAAAAAACAAGAAUUCCAGCCUUAUUCAAAUUUAAGGAUUUUAAAACCAGACCUGUGGAGGUCUGUUCAGGAUGACAUUGGGCUUGUGUAGGGAAGUGAAUUAGUACAUUCAUAGGUCUCGUCACUGCAAGUUUUUGGUUGCCAAGAAAUUACAUUUUUAGGUUUGAUUAGACAUUCAACUCUGUUGUCUGCUAAUUUAUUUUAAGCAAAUUUUGUAAUGCAAGAAUGAGGAGUCACUUAGUCACUUGAAAUCAUGACUCAGUAACAUGACAGUUUAGUAUUGAAAUGGAUUUAAAGUUUUAUGUUAAAGAAACCAAACAAUGAAGAGAUGAGGAAAAAGAUCACCUUGUUUUUCUUAUUGAAGAUGUAUUAUAGGGCAAAAAAAUAAGCUAAUGACUGGCUUUCAGAUAAAGUUCACUCAGUAUGGAAUUCAGUCCAAUUUCUUCCUUCCGUUAUGCUAGUGUGACAUAAAAUAACAUUGCCUGAAAUCUUUUGUAUUGAUGGCUCAGUUGAUUAUAAAUAAAGCCAUGACUUUUAGUAACAUGUUGAGUUUUGUAUUAAUCAUGUGCCAGCAGCAGUGUUAUAUGACCUUCUAUCAAUAAUAAUCACCAUUGGAGAAAUUGUGUAAAAACAGUUCCAUGUAAGGUUGUUAAAGUAACAUAAACAAUGCCUCAUUUUGCUAGUUUAUUAUUAGAAUGUUAUUCUUCAAAUGUUUUAUUGGUGAGUAAUAUCUUCCAAAGGCUUUUCUAAUUCUCUUUGAUUAAUUUCUUACUUGUCAUGGCAGAAAUAGUGGAUCACUGAUGAAAGACAAAUGAUUACUUUGGAGUGUAGUUAGGCACCAACUACAGUAGUUAGGAGAUCAUCCUAAAUUAUAUUUUUAGGUUUAGUAUUUUCUUUCUUAUGUAUUUUUGGGAAAAGGCUAAAAUGUAUAUUAAAUUUAUUUUAAAAAUAAAUUAAGAAAGAAUGUACCUGUUUCAGUUGUUUGCUAAGUCCUCAAAUACAGUUUGGAGCAUUCUUUUGGGACAAUUUAAAAUUGGUUUUACAUAUUUGUAUCCUGCAGUUUUGAAGUUGCAAGUCUUAUUUUUUAUGCUGUUUGUUGACCCCACACGAUUUGGUAAGUUUAGUAAAUUUAUUUUUGGCGAGUCAUCAGUUGAAAUAUUCUGGACUUGGAACUUUUAUUAGUGCUCCUUUGCAGCCAUGCCUGUGCAAGUUAGCAGAUAAGUAUAAGUCUCAGAUUUUAACACCUUGAGUAAUGCAAGUACGUGUUUACAUCUGUAUUGCCUGUUAGUUAUGCAUAAUAUUGCUAAUUGCAAAUUAAAGCAGUCUUAUGUGCUUAGAAGCUGGCAGUAAGCUCAGUUUUCUUCCAAAUUAUCAGAAUUUCAUUCUUUUAGAAAUAUAUUGGCCAGAAGUUUUUCAUUGCUGAUCUCCCCUCUGAUGGCCCACAUUCUCUCCCCAUCAUUCUCUCUCUUAAUAAUAUACUAAUCAAGUUAAGUGCUAAACCCAAAAGUCACACAGUACUGCUUCUCAUUCUCUCUCUCUCUCUCUCUCUCUCUCUCUGUCCCAGUCUCUUCCAUUCUCUUUUCUCUCCCUCUUUCAGGUUUAAUGCUUAAUUUGAUUAUUAUUCCCAUUUGCUUUCCAUCCAUUCUCUCUCUCAUUCUCUAGUAGCACAGUGCAGUGCUGCAUUAGUUUCAUUCUUUCUCAUUCUGUUUCAUUUUUCCAUUCUUCCUUUCAGAUUUAGUGGUUAAUUUGAUUAUAUUAUUCUCUCCCCACAUUCUUUCUCCCACUCUCUCUCUCUAUACAAAGUGCAGUGCAUCUUCGUUAAUUGUGAAUCAUUGUGAUUUUGUCUUUUCUUGGUGAUUCUGAUGUUAUGAGUAUUUUCUUUGGAUUAAGGUUAUACGGGGCAUUAAAAGGAUUGAUAAAGGUAAUUAUGGCUCAUACUUAAAUUUUACUCCAUUGUUGGGGUGAAGAUUCAUUAAAAUGUGGAUCGAUGCUUCUUGAGUUAAGUGAAUAAUUAAUGGUAAUUUUUUAUAAACUAUUAUGACAGUGCUUAUAAUAAAUUUUAAUUUUAUUGAUAGAUAUUGAAAUCCUAAAGAGCCUCUUAAUGGAUCUCAACCCUAAAAUUUAGACAGUUAUAAGCUGUAUUUUUUAAUCAACUCGACAGGAGAAACUACUAGCACUUGACUUGUCAGUACAAAGGUGCAUUAAAUAGUGCUAAUUAUGUAUGAAUCACUUAGAAUAAAAUCUGAAUCACCAUAA